AACUGGCUGCAGGAGAGUAGAGCUACGCUUCUUGGCCGUUCCGAUAGUUGUGAUUUGUUCAGAUGAGGGGAUUGUUUUGUUGAAAGCUUUGGAAGUGAGGUGAGGCCGGCAGCCUUCGGUAAGCCAUUCGAGUGACGGUGUUAGGCAGUGCAAGCCGAGUGUGUUGUGCUCAGCGCCGCAGGAGAGGUGAUGUUCCUAGUGGGGCAGGAGUAAGCGAGCAGUGGGUCGGUGGGCCACCUUCAGAUGCUCAGAUAACAGCGGCUCCAGCAUGGCGGGGCCCACGAACGCCCUCAUGUGGGCGGUUGUGGGCGUGUGGGCGGCCUGUACAGCUGGGGCAUGGGCGGAUUACUCUGAUAUCAUGGCGGUGGAGCACCCGGGCCCAAGGCGCUGCGAGCCCAUCCGGAUCGUGGCGUGCCAAGACCUGGGCUACAACCUGACCUCCAUGCCCAACUUGGUGGGCAUCGAGCUGCAGAAGGACGCCGAGUACCGCCUCAACUCCUUCAAGCCGCUCAUCCAGUACGGGUGCUCCUCGCAGCUCAAGCUCUUCCUGUGCUCCAUCUACGCGCCCUUGUGCACGCCCCAGGUGCCCACGCCCAUCGGGCCCUGUCGGGACCUGUGUGAGACUGUGAGGAACCGGUGCGCGCCCGUGCUCUCCGAGCUCGGGUACCCGUGGCCGCACUUCCUGAACUGCUCCAAGUUCCCGGCCCACAACAACGAGGAGCACAUGUGCAUGGAGGGGCCCGGGGAGAAGAUGCCGCCCCACGCCCCCCCGACGACCUCCCCGCGCCCCAAGCCUCCCCCGCGAUGUAGCCAGUACGCCCACGCACACAAGUACCGCUACAUCAACGCGACGGGCACGUGCGCGCCCCUGUGCCAGGCCAACAUCUCGUUUAACAGCAGUGACAAGUCCUUCGCGGGCGUGUGGAUGGCCAUCUGGGCCGUCGUGUGCUUCGCCGUCACCCUGUUCACCGUCCUGUCCUUCCUGCUGGACGCCGCCGCCUUCAGAUACCCCGAGCGGGCGGCCGUCCAUCUGGCCCUGUGCUACAACCUGGUGGCCGUCGGGUACCUGGUGCGGCUGGUGGCAGGAGCGGGUCGGGUUACGUGUCACGCGGACCCGGAGUUGGGGGUCGGAGUGGCGGUGACGGAGGGAGGACUCCACACCACGUGCGCUCUCGUCUUCCUGCUCCUCUACUACUUCAGCACCGCCGCCUCCGUCUGGUGGGUGAUGCUCUGUGUCUCGUGGCUCCUGCGGGCGUGGCGAGGCUGGACGCACGAGCAGAUCCUGCGCCACUCGUCCUGGUUCCGUCGCCGCCUGGGAGUGCCGGCCGCGCAAGCCAUCGCCUGCCUCGUGCUCAGGAAGGUCGACGCCGAUGAGCUGACGGGUGAGAAUUGGGGUGCUCUGUGUAUUUAUUUAUUAGUGCCAACUCGCCUGCUUAGGUUUGUGUCAACCAGCAAGGAGAGCUCUUUCUCACUAACCGAAGGUGUGAAAAGUACACUUCUGCCAUUCCUCAUGUCUAAGAAAACUCAAGACUCAGCCACGAUCUCCAUUCGAAAAGGGAACUCAAAAGCAAACUCAAAAGCAAACUCAAAAGCAAACUCAAGCACCCUUUCUCAAGUCUCUCGCGUGUGGUCUCGUCUCUGUGCUUGA
This is a messenger RNA of Penaeus vannamei (Pacific white shrimp), 1648 nucleotides long. NCBI's taxonomy places the organism in Eukaryota, Metazoa, Arthropoda, Malacostraca, Decapoda, Penaeidae. The record is from RefSeq and is a predicted model, not a curated record.